This is a messenger RNA of Lindgomyces ingoldianus, 1002 nucleotides long. RefSeq lists its product as uncharacterized. The record is from RefSeq and is a predicted model, not a curated record. Lineage: Eukaryota; Fungi; Ascomycota; Dothideomycetes; Pleosporales; Lindgomycetaceae. Bases 1 to 1002 code for a protein of 333 amino acids. The transcript is spliced from 10 exons.
AUGGGAGCUGGCUCCUACGUAUGUUAUGGCUCACACUCCUCCUACGUUUCAACGGCUCACGUGACUGCUACGUUCACGUAUCUACGAGUCGUAGUACGUACGGUUGGGAACGCUGAGCGAAGCUCGAUAAAGACUAUCACGAUGCCGAAGAGUGUUUUGCGCGGAACAAGAUCACUUGAGGUUUUAAGGAUCCUAAACUCUGGGUCUAAUCCGGUCGUAAUUUGGUAUCAAUUCUGCUUUAUACGCUGCUAUUACCAUCGUGCCGAAUGCCAUUGCUGGUCUUGGGUGUACAGUACAUCUACAGUCAGCUCUCAAAAUUUUGCCUUGCCUGUGUAUUUGGCUGCAACGACCUUAUAUCUGACUAUCAGAUGGCCCUCCGAUGGCCCAAAGUUAAGAUCUCUAUUCCUCACUCGCUACGUCAUCCUUACUAUCCCAAGCUCACCUAUUGGCGUACCGUAUUUUAAGUCUUCCUGGCUGAUACUAGGCUUUACUCUACUACGUCCCUUAAACUCGUCUUGGCCGGAUGCAACCAUUCUGGACCCCACCAAGAUAUCUAGGGGGUAUGCACUUCACGACUUGGUCUACGGCCCGCUAUUAAGGGGAACAAUGAGAAAAUGGAGUAAAUCCCGGAAGGAUCGCCGAAUCGACUGGAAUAAGUGGAUCGCAAUAUCAUACCUGCUUCAUAUUAUAUUUCUAACGUUGGAAAGACAGGACACCAUCCUUGAUACCAGUGUAAUCUUAAAACUUUCCAGUCUACAACGAAGAAGAAAACACGAGUUAAUUGAAAAUACUAGCUUGAGGUACCAGUUCUAUAUGGUGUAUUGCCCAUCCAAGAGCAAUUGGCCCAACCCUCCACGACCGGCUUAUACUGAAGACAUCAACCACCUGGUACAAGCCGUAACUAGCCUUUUAUCUUCGGACGAAAUUUUCAAGAUAUAUAAUACUCAGCCAGGCGUCUACGAAUAUAACCCGCAAUUAAGGGGUUCCCUAAAAACCGACUAA